UCUAACGGCUGCUUGUUGCAAAGUCAACCCAAAGGAAGUCGAUAGCAAAUUAUUUGCCAGCUAGCUAGCUAUUAAAGCUAGCCAACACAUUUUUCGCCGGCGUGGAACUCAACAGCAAAAAUGUCUGCGGGAGAAAGUUUGACGGCUCGUUUUGACAAAAUCGAUGCCAUGUUGAAGGAUCCGAAGUCGGAAAUUAACACCGACUGCCUCUUGGAUGGUUUGGAUGCUCUGGUUUACGAUCUCGAUUUCCCAGCCUUGAGAAAAAACAAGAGCAUCGACAACUUCUUAAACAGAUAUAAGGACACCAUCAGUAAAAUCCGGGACCUGCGUAUGAAAGCGGAGGACUAUGAGGUGGUCAAAGUCAUUGGCAGAGGAGCGUUUGGAGAGGUGCAGCUGGUAAGGCACAAAGCCACGCAGAAAGUAUACGCCAUGAAACUGCUCAGCAAGUUUGAGAUGAUCAAGCGGUCGGACUCGGCUUUCUUCUGGGAAGAGAGGGACAUAAUGGCCUUUGCCAACAGUUCUUGGGUGGUGCAGCUCUUCUACGCCUUUCAAGAUGACCGCUACCUCUACAUGGUAAUGGAGUACAUGCCUGGGGGAGACCUAGUGAAUCUAAUGAGUAACUACGAUGUGCCUGAGAAAUGGGCCCGGUUCUACACGGCCGAAGUGGUUCUGGCUCUGGACGGUAUUCACUCGAUGGGCUUUAUUCACAGGGAUGUAAAACCUGAUAACAUGUUGCUUGACAAAACGGGCCAUUUGAAGCUGGCAGACUUCGGGACCUGUAUGAAAAUGAACAAGGACGGUAUGGUACGAUGCGACACUGCGGUGGGAACUCCAGACUACAUUUCUCCGGAGGUGCUGAAGUCUCAGGGAGGAGACGGCUACUACGGCAGAGAGUGUGACUGGUGGUCCGUGGGUGUCUUCUUAUACGAAAUGCUUGUUGGUGACACACCUUUCUACGCUGAUUCACUGGUGGGCACCUACAGCAAAAUUAUGAACCACAAGAAUGCGCUGACCUUCCCCGAUGACAGUGACAUCUCCAAGGAUGCUAAGAGUCUCAUCUGUGCCUUCCUGACAGACAGGGAAGUGCGAUUAGGACGUAACGGAGUGGACGAGAUCAAACGUCAUCCCUUCUUCAAGAACGACCAGUGGACAUGGGAGAACAUCAGGGAUACCGCUGCCCCAGUGGUGCCAGAGUUGAGUAGUGACAUCGACACCAGUAACUUUGAUGACAUAGAGGAAGACAAAGGAGAAGAGGAGACCUUCCCCAUCCCCAAAGCCUUUGUGGGGAACCAGCUUCCAUUUGUUGGCUUUACCUACUACAGCAGUAAUGAGUUGCCUCGAACUCCAAGCACAAAAACCAGUGACAAACGCAGCAGCUCCACAAAGGAAGACAAGAGCCAUCUGGAGAACUUGCAGAAGAGGAUCUAUCAGUUGGAGGAGCAACUCCACAGUGAGAUGCAGUUGAAGGAUGAGAUGGAGCAGAAGUGCAGGACGUCCAACACAAAACUAGAUAAGAUUAUGAAAGAGUUAGAUGAAGAGGCGAACCUGAGGAAGAGCACAGAGGCCAGCAUUUCACUGCUGGAGAAAGACAAGAUCAUGAUACAGCACCGAGCCACUGAAUACCAAAGAAAGGCUGAACAGGAAGCAGAGAAGAGACGCAACCUGGAGAACGAGGUGUCGACCCUGCGGGAGCAGCUGGAGGACCUGAGGAAGAUUAGUCAGAACUCCCAGGCCUCCAACGACAAGAUCGCCCAGCUGCAGAGCCAACUGGAGGAGGCCAACGACUUGCUGCGUGUGGAGUCGGACACGGCGGCGCGCCUGCGGAAGAGCCACACAGAGAUGACCAAAACCAUGAGCCAGCUGGAGGGCCUGAACCGCGAGCUCCAGGAGAAGAGGCGGGCGGCAGACAAUGCCCACACGCAGCUGGAAAAAGAAGUCCAGCAGCUGCAGACCACCCUGGACUCAGAGAGGAGAAACCGCAGCCAGGGAUCAGAGGAGAUCAGGGAGCUCCAAGCACGUGUAACAGGCCUGCAGGAGGACAACAAGAACUUAAAACUGAGCCUGUCUAAAGUGGAGGCAGAGAGAAAGCAGGCGCAGGAGAGAAGCAACACUCUGGAAAAGGAGAAGAACAACCUAGAGAUCGAUCUGAACUACAAGCUGAAGAUGCUGCAGCAGAGGUUGGACCAGGAACAGACGGAGCACCGCGUCACCCGGGCACAGCUCACCGAUAAAUACGAGUCUAUCGAAGAGGCCAAAUCUGCUGCUAUGCAAGCUGUGGAGCAGAAGGUGACGGAGGAGAGUAUGGCCAGGAUGCGGGCGGAGAGCAGGGUGGUGGAGGUAGAGAAGCAGUGCUCCAUGCUGGAAUUUGACCUGAAGCAGUCGGUGCAGAAGAUGGAGCAGCUGAUGAAGCAGAAGGAAAGGUUGGAGGAUGAGGUAAAGGCCUUGCGUGUGGAGCUGGAGAAGGAAUCAGGGAAGCGUUCACUGGCUCAGACUGACCUGAAGAGCUGGACCAUGGAGGCGGAAAAGCUGAAGGUGUCUGAGAAACAGCUGAAGCAGGAGAUUAACUCUGUUCUGGAGAGCAAACGCUCACUGGAGUUUCAGCUGGCUCAGCUUACCAAGCAGUACAGAGGCAAUGAGGGACAAAUGAGAGAACUUCAGGAUCAGCUGGAGGCCGAGCAGUAUUUCUCAACGCUUUAUAAAACUCAGGUGAAGGAGCUGAAGGAGGAGCUGGAGGAGAAGAACCGUCAGGUCCAGGAUGCUCAGAGGAGGGUGCAGGAGUUGCACAGUGAAAGGGAUUCACUGUCUGCCCAGCUGGACCUGACGGUGACUAAAGCGGAGUCAGAACAACUGUCUCGGGCGCUGCAGGAGGAACAGUACUGCGAGCUGGUCCAGGAGAGCAAGAAGGCUGCCGCCCGACACAAACAGGAGAUCGCCGACAAGGAUGCCACUAUUGCACGGCUUGAGGAAUCCAAUAAAACUCUGACCAAAGACGUGGAGAACCUCAGCAAGGAAAAAGCCGAGCUGGACACAAAGCUCCGGGCCCAACAAGAAGAGUAUGCAGCCCAGAAAGAGGAAAUUACUAACUCAAUCAAGGCCAACUAUGAGAAAGUCCUCAACACAGAGCGAACUCUGAAGACCCAGGCAGUAAAUAAACUGGCGGAGAUUAUGAACAGGAAGGACAUGAAGCUGGACCAGAAGAAGAAGGGCAGCACAGCCGACCUGCGUAAGAAAGAAAAGGAGAACCGUAAGUUACAGCUGGAGCUGAACCAGGAGAAGGACAAGUUCAACCACAUGGCCAUCAAGUACCAGAAGGAGCUCAGCGAGAUGCAGGCGCAACUGGCCGAGGAGUGUACUUAUCGUACAGAGUUGCAGAUGCAGCUGGACAGUAAGGAGAGUGACAUCGAGCAGCUGAGAGAGAAACUGAACGACCUGCAGCUUCGCAUGGACAACUCCAGUGUCACCAGUCUCCAGGCCGAUGAGAUAGACAGCAACAUCGCUGAAUCCAGACUGGAAGGCUGGCUUUCAAUACCUAACAGGGCUAACAUAAAGAGAUACGGCUGGAAGAAACAGUACGUCGUGGUGAGCAGUAAGAAAAUCCUGUUCUACAAUGACGAACAGGACAAAGAACAAUCAAACCCCUCCAUGGUACUAGAUAUUGAUAAACUGUUCCACGUGCGACCGGUCACACAGGGUGAUGUGUAUCGAGCAGAGACGGACGAAAUUCCACGAAUAUUCCAGAUCCUUUACGCCAACGAAGGCGAGUGCCGGAAAGAGGCGGAGAUGGAGGCAGUCCCUCAGGGUGACAAAUCCAACUGUUUGGCCCAUAAGGGUCACGAGUUCAUCCCCACGCUGUAUCACUUCCCCUCCAACUGCGAGGCCUGCUCCAAACCACUGUGGCAUGUCUUCAAACCGCCGCCCGCGCUGGAGUGCCGUCGCUGCCACGUCAAGUGCCACAAGGACCACCUGGACAAGAAGGAGGACGUCAUCGCCCCCUGCAAAGUUAACUAUGAUGUGACAUCAGCAAGAGACAUGCUUCUGUUGGCCUUGUCCCAAGAAGAACAGAAGAAGUGGAUUGGCCAUCUGGGCAAGAAGAUUCCCAAAACCCCGCCCUCCUCCUUCUCCAGGGCGUCACCGCGUACCAUGUCGACCCGCUCCGUCGUAGCAAACCAAUCCUUCCGGAAGAAUCCCAAAAACAUCGCAGGCAAGCCAAGCUAACCAUCUGAAGCAUUGGACUCUAUUGGGACUUUGUAUCUUUCCUGUCCCUUUCUUCUCCAUACCCCAAACACAAAAAAUGAAAUAAAAUAAGGAUUUCCGCUAAUUACUCAUACAGCUGAAUUUUUGAAGAUAAAACGUUUUAGAAUAAUGGUGACCCGUGCUGGAAAGUCAGAGACUACCCAGCAUGAAGCAUCAGGACGUUUUUGAAAGUCCGCAAAUUUUUUUGCACCCCUUCUCCUUCUUUCUCCCUCUUCUCCUCCUAUUGGGAUUCCACCAAGCCUUCCAGUCUCUCCCUCUUCCACCUCCUCCUCUUCCUCCUCCUCUUCUCCUUCCACCACAUGAACUCUCCUGUCACUGUCAUGGUGAGGAGUGCUUGGUGGUCUUUGAGGCUUUGGGAUGAACAGUGUGGGGGGGGGACUGCAGGCUGUCCAUGUGGCUCCGUUUCUCAUUCUGUGCUCCUCUCAGACUGGCAGUGGUGUUUGGAAAGGGGGGGGGGGGGUGUUACGCUGAAGCUUGGACCUUUUCCUGCAUGUCAGAGGUCAGCGCAGAGGUCACGUAUCGCAGAGAAAUGCCAUGGGUGGAAGUGGGUGCAUCUGAGAGACACUGAAUUCACUCAGGCCCCCCUCCAACAAAGAGGGGGGGACACACUAGUUUGGAAAAAAAAAGAAAAGAAAAGAUGACGGCAAACUGUCUCCAUCCAGACUGACUCUGGUGCCCUGUUCUCAUGGACUCUGGUGGCCUUAGUGUUUCAGUCCCUUCACAGAGAAGGAAAACAAUGCGCAAUUGGUUAAAAAAAAAAAAGAAAAAAAAAAAAGAAGUAAAACAAGAACUAGUUAGGACAGAGUAUUGGGUACUGAGUGUUAGAUUUCGUUUUUGUUUUGUUUUUUUCUGUUAUUCACGGAGCAUGCAAGAUCAUUACAAUCUAUGCAUUGUGUUAUAAUAA
This is a messenger RNA of Chanos chanos (milkfish), 5158 nucleotides long. RefSeq names its product Rho-associated, coiled-coil containing protein kinase 1 (gene rock1). NCBI's taxonomy places the organism in Eukaryota, Metazoa, Chordata, Actinopteri, Gonorynchiformes, Chanidae. Bases 121 to 4215 code for a protein of 1364 amino acids. The transcript is spliced from 33 exons. The record is from RefSeq and is a predicted model, not a curated record. Gene Ontology annotation, cellular component: cytoskeleton; cytoplasm. Gene Ontology annotation, biological process: regulation of cell junction assembly; peptidyl-threonine phosphorylation; Rho protein signal transduction. Gene Ontology annotation, molecular function: Rho-dependent protein serine/threonine kinase activity; ATP binding; small GTPase binding.